CUCCUGGACAGAUUCCCUCCUUUCAAAGAUGCUGACCUCUCCAUCAAGAGUCUACAUAUUGAAGCUGUCCCAGUGAGGUUAUAUCAGCCCAAAGCAGCUCAGACUGUAAAAAAGGGUUUUCUUUUCAUACAUGGAGGAGCUGGCACCUUGGGAACCAUUGAUAUCUAUGAAAGAUUCUGCCGCUACAUUUCCAAAGAGAGUGACUCAGUGGUUUUGUCAUUGGGAUAUACCCUGUCUCCUGAGCAGCCCUAUCCAGUGCAAUUCCAGGAAUGUUUGGAUGUUGCCAUACAUUUUAUGAAACACGCAGAAGACUAUGGGGUGGAUCCUGACCGCAUCAUAAUUUCCGGAGACAGCUUUGGGGGUUUACUUGCAGCUUCCGUUUGCCAAAUGAUUGCACAGAGAGAUGAUGUUCCCAAGCUGUGUUCUCAGAUGUUGAUCUAUCCUUUUCUUCAGGUUGUGAAAUACAGCUUGCCUUCAUACAUGCAAAAUGCUUAUGCCCCCCCAUUGACUCGGAGGCAAGCUGUGAAAUUUGCACUGCAGUAUAUGCAGAUAGACAGAGGAUUUGAAGACUUAUUUCUGGAAGGCCUCCUCAUCCCCAGUGAUAUGAAAAUGAAAUACAGGAAAUUGCUGAGCGCAGACAAUAUCCCUGAGGAAUUCAAAGUAAGGGAAACCAAAGCUCGAAAAUACACAGCCCCUUUUGCUGAUAUGCAAGAGCUUAUAGACCAUUUGUAUGGGCCACUGCUUUCUCCACUAUUAGUUGAAGAUGCCAUCAUUCGACAGCUUCCACAGACUUUCAUUUUGACAGGUCAAUACGAUGUUCUGAGAGAUGAUGGAAUCUUGUACAAAAAACGAUUAGAAGACAAUGAUGUCCCAGUGUCUUGGCAUCACUUUGAAGAUGGAUUCCAUGGAUCACUAUUUUAUAUUAAUCAUUGGAUAGCAAAUUUUUCAUGCUGCGAAGAAGGGAUGGAUAGCAUAGUUAACUAUAUCAGAGGCCUAUAAAUCUGAAU
Molecule: messenger RNA, 1007 nt
Organism: Elgaria multicarinata webbii
Lineage: Eukaryota; Metazoa; Chordata; Lepidosauria; Squamata; Anguidae
Product: arylacetamide deacetylase-like 4
Exons: 3
Coding region: 295-999 (234 amino acids)
Biological process (GO): triglyceride catabolic process
Cellular component (GO): cytosol
Molecular function (GO): triacylglycerol lipase activity; sterol ester esterase activity
Source: RefSeq, a predicted model, not a curated record